AUGUCAAGUGAACCAUUGAAGCUAGAACUUCCAUGGGUCGAGAAAUACAGACCACAAAUGUUGAAAGACAUUGUGGGCAACGAAGAAACAGUCGUACGGUUGCAACAGAUAGCCCAAGACGGAAACAUGCCACAUCUUAUCAUCAGUGGUUUACCCGGUAUCGGUAAAACCACUUCCGUGAGCUGUUUGGCCCACGAACUUUUAGGAACUGCUUAUUCGCAGGCCGUUUUGGAGCUCAAUGCGUCGGACGACAGAGGUAUCGACGUGGUGAGAAAUCAGAUCAAGCAGUUCGCACAAAAGAAAUGCAGCUUGCCUCCAGGUCGUCACAAGAUUGUGAUUUUGGAUGAAGCUGAUUCGAUGACCGCGGGUGCCCAGCAGGCCCUGAGACGCACCAUGGAACUCUAUUCUAACACCACGCGGUUUGCCUUUGCAUGUAACCAAUCGAACAAAAUUAUUGAACCAUUGCAAAGUCGUUGUGCGAUCUUACGUUACUCAAAGCUCCAAGAUGAUCAGGUUCUUAAGCGCUUACUGGAAGUGAUCGCAGCGGAAAAUGUCCAAUACACCAACGACGGGCUUGAAGCCAUUAUUUUCACCGCAGAGGGUGAUAUGCGCCAAGCUUUAAAUAACUUGCAAAGUACCGUGGCCGGCUACGGGCUUGUAAAUGGUGAGAAUGUCUUCAAAAUUGUCGAUUCGCCACAUCCUUUGAUUGUUAAGAAGAUGCUGCUUGCAGACUCUAUUGACACAGCCUUAGACCUGUUCCAGGAGCUCUGGAAAAAGGGAUACUCCGCUGUUGAUAUCGUUACGACCUGCUUUCGUGUUACCAAGAAUCUCGAAGAGGUGAAAGAGGGUAUAAGACUUGAAAUGAUCCGAGAGAUUGGGUUCACCCAUAUGCGAGUAUUAGAAGGUGUGGGCACCUAUUUACAAUUGGCUGGCAUGCUCUCAAAAAUAUCUCAAGUAAGAAAUACAUAG
Lachancea dasiensis is the source of this 969-nucleotide messenger RNA. The record is from the annotation of a GenBank genome assembly. NCBI's taxonomy places the organism in Eukaryota, Fungi, Ascomycota, Saccharomycetes, Saccharomycetales, Saccharomycetaceae.